Phragmites australis (common reed) is the source of this 5100-nucleotide messenger RNA. Its product is annotated as protein ESSENTIAL FOR POTEXVIRUS ACCUMULATION 1-like. Gene Ontology annotation, molecular function: protein binding. The coding region runs from base 205 to 4809 and encodes 1534 amino acids. The transcript is spliced from 9 exons. NCBI's taxonomy places the organism in Eukaryota, Viridiplantae, Streptophyta, Magnoliopsida, Poales, Poaceae. The record is from RefSeq and is a predicted model, not a curated record.
ACCAACCCAACCCGGCAACCUCCCCCCCCCACCCCUGCUCGCCCUCUCCCUCCCGCUCUCGCCGGCGACCUCGACGUCUCGCUCUCAAAACCCUAGCUCUCGUCCCCCUCCCCGCCGCCGCUUCGCCCCAGCUCGGUCACUCGGAUCGCGCCGCGCCCGCUCCCACCCGAAACCCUAGCUCACUCCCCACCACGCUUGGAUCCGAUGGCGGAGAGGAAGCUGGAUCGACCCGCGGCGCUCGGGAAAGAUGGGCUGUCGCUUGGGAUCGAGGAGGACAGGGCCGCCGCCGCCGCCGCCAUGGGGUUCGUCGACGAUUUCAAAGAUCCGCAGCACCUGGAAAACAGCAUUCCUCUGUCUCCUCAGUGGCUCUAUGCUAAACCGACUGAUGCAAAGAUUUCAUUGCCUCAUGGGUCCUCCCUUGAACCUGCUGAAAAGGAGCUGAGGCUGCUGGAAGGAACUGUGGAUAAGAAAGAACGCAGGCGGAAUGUGUUUGAUGCUGACAGUGGUCUUCGUUGGCUUGAAGAGGAAAGAGAGACAAGCUUACUUGGGAGGAAGGAGCGCAAGAAGGAAGUGGACCGGGAUUUGGAGAAUCGUAAAAAUGAUCGCCGAUCUGACAAUGUUUCUGCAAGGGAUAACAUUGAUUCACGUGCACCUCCUACAUCUGAAAGGUGGAGUGAUGGUUCCACCCGUAGUUUGGGGAAUGAAGCACGGCGUGAUGGAAAAUGGUCAUCAAGAUGGGGGCCUGAUGACAAGGAGAAGGACUCCAGGUCGGACAAGAAGAUUGACGCAGAAAAGGAUGAAACAUAUGCUGAAAAACAGACAUUUACGGGAAGGUUGCUGUCUGAGUCGGACUCCCGUGAUAAAUGGAGACCUCGUCACCGGCAGGAAAGUCAUUCUGUCGGGACAGCUACAUACCGUGCUGCUCCAGGCUUUGGAUCUGAGAAAGGUCGUGUAAAGGACUCGAAUGUUGGUUUUGCCCCUGGAAGAGGCAGGGGAAACCCAAACUUAGUUCCAUCCUUCAACCGGCCAUCAUCUGCAGGACCAAUUGGUGCUCCACCUGUGCACGGAAAAUGUGCAAAAACUGCUGUUACUUUUCGCUACCCAAGAGGGAAGCUUCUGGAUAUAUACAGGCAAAAAAAUAUGAUGGCAUCCUUUGAUGACGCCCACCUUAAACUGGAGGAAAUUCCUUCCAUCACACUCUCUACUUCUGCAAAACCACUAGCCUUUGUUGCACCCAAUACUCUUGAAGAGGCUCUUCUGGAAGAUAUUAGGAAAGGUAAAAUCAUUAGCAGCGAAGCAAUCAAUGCGCCUGGAAACAAAAAAGAGAGGACACAAGAUCCUGAAGAACCAGCUUGUGGUGUUGAUGACAACAAGGCUAAAACCACUAUUGCAUUUGGUGGGUUGGGUCACGAAGGAUCUGCUUUAAUCUCGGAGAAGGAUGCAUUCUAUGAUGAAGGGAUGUUUUCUAGUGCUGUUAGUACAUCUGCACCAAUGAGAUUUAUAGAGGAACAUGCCCGUGAUAAUCAAUCUGGGAUUCCCGGCAUUCAUGAAGGUUUGAAAACUGAUGAAGUCAAGUCAAGUGCUGAUCAUGAUCUUAGCACUAAGCUACCUGACGAUUCAAACACUCUGUUUGAUGUACCACCCUUCGAGCAUCCUCCAGAAUCCACUAUGUCAUACCAAAGCAGUGACAUGGAUAUGAAAGCUAGGGGCCAGGUUAGUUACCCAGAGGAGCUGACGUUAUAUUAUCUGGAUCCCCAAGGAGGUGUUCAAGGUCCAUUUCUGGGUGCUGACAUAAUCUCCUGGUAUGAAGAUGGAUAUUUUGGUUUGGAGUUACCUGUUCGUUUAUCUCAGGCUCCAGACGAUGCUCCUUUCCGCCCACUUGUUGAAGUCAUGCCACACCUUGGACGAAAGCCCCAAUCACACCCGCCUGUACCCUGUGAUGAAAGUGCUGGAUCUCUGGAUUCUGUUCAAAGUAAAUUUGAAGCUGCAAUCCCUACUUCUGCUUCUUCUGGGAAGAGUGAUCAAGCAUCUAAAUGGGACUCUGAAAGCUAUGCAGUUGAUCCUAAAAGAGGUGAGCAGGAAGCAUCAGUUCAGUCUCAAACUAGUUGGUUACCUUCAUCUGAAACACAAAAGGAUUCAGCAAACAUUAGACAACACAUUCCUGAAGCAGUAAAUCAGGAUGCUGAAGAAGUGUUGUACACUGGGAGGCCUAAUAGCAGCAUGGGUCAAUCCCUAAGGGAUCUCGAAAAUGACCGUGCAGAUUUCCAGUUGGCAUCACGUGAUCCCCGUUCUAGGGUGGGAGAAGCUAAUUUGCCUCAGCAUGAUGGCCCGAGAGAGAGUGAUCUGAGUCCUCUUGGCUUACUUUGGUCUGAGCUGGAAGGGAUGCACCCAAAGCAACCUCUCUCAUCGAAUGUACUUGGUGUAAAUAAGCGGAGAAAUCCCAAGCCUACAGCGCCCAAGGACAUUCCAGCUGUAAACAUGAGGCAUGGGCCACUUAGCAGGAUGAAUGAAGCUUCUGGUGUGCGUGACGAGUGGCCUGCUAACUUUGGGCAGCUGGACAACAUGAAUGAUGCAAACAUUUCAGGCCGAAUCCCUCAGGUUGAAGCUGAACAUCAUUUGAAUUUUGAGGAGCAACUGCUUCUUCAACAGAUUCGAAGGGAGCAGCUGCAGCAGGAGCAAAUGAUGGCCCGUAACAAUUUGGAGUUUCCUGGACCAUUUCCAGGGCAGGUGUUUGAUUCUUUGCACCAACACCGACAGCCUAUGAAUCAACCACUUCCUGAUGCGGAUCAUAUUUUGAGAGUACAGUUUGAACUUGAACAACAACGCUGUCAACAGCUCCAACAAGAGCAGCACCAAAGGCAGCUGCAGCAGCAACGGCAAACCCAACUUUUGCAGCAGCAGCAACAGCAGCAGCAAAAGAUGAUUCUCGAGCAACUGUUGCAACAACAGCUGCAGGGUUCAAAUUUCGGACCAAAUAACAUGGUCGAUCAAGUCUUACUUCGGGAGCAUGUAUUGAAUGACCUGCAUCACCAACCCCACCAUUUGCAAAGGCAGCAUGAUGCAGCAAUUGAACAACUUAUUCAAGCAAAGUUUGGGCAUGGCCUUCAUAGGGAGCAUCACAAUGAUAUGUUGGAUGUUCUCCCACGUUCAAAUCAGAGGCAGAUGCUUCCUUUAGAGCAGCAAAUUCUUUUAGGUCUUCAGCACGAGCAGCUUCAGUCACAACAAUUGGCUAAUGCUCUACGACAGCAUUCAGGCCGGGAGGAAGAAAGGCACUUAAGUGGGGUCUGGCCAAUGGACGAUGCUGGUCAGUUUAUUUGCUCAGGAACCAGUCCAAAUCAAGGCCACAUUUCUAGGCAAGGUCGUUUUGAUCUUCUGGAUACUCUUCAGAGAUCUUCUUCCUUCGAACAUCAUGAACAUCUUGACCGGAGCCUCUCCUUGCACGAGCGUUUGCAUAGGGGAGGUCAAGGUAUUCACUCCCUUGAGCGGUCUGGUUCUUUGCCUGGUGGUGGUCCUUUACCAAAUCCAGAUGUUAUAAAUGCCCUAGCACGUCAGCAUGGCCUUGGUCAACUGGAAACACAUGGUGAUUUUUAUUCUUCAGGCCAAAUGCCUAUGCUUGCUUCAGGGGUUCAUCCCCAGCAACAUAGGUUUCAGGAGCAGCUUUCUGGUUCUCAUGCAGGAAGGCUAGAAAGGCACUGGUUGGAUGCCAAUGGACAAUUGCAAAAUAGUCUGAUGGAAUCUUCACGCAUUAACCAGUUGCAGAUUGAAGCAGAGAAGCAGAGGAGGAAUGUGGAAAUGAACCUUUCUGUUGACAAUCCGCAUGCAUGGGCAGCACUUAUGAACAAAGAGAGGAACACGGAGCAAGAUUUGAGUGAUAUGAUCCGUAAUAAACUUGUCCUUCAAUCACAGCAAUCUUUGGGAUUUCCUGAUGUUCCGGUGCCCGCAUCAUUUGGACGUAAAGAUCCUUCUGUACACUUUGCACAGCCUGUUGCAGAGAACCCUUUGAGAUCCCCAGUGAACAGAUUGACUUUGGAGGAGUCUCUUGCAGAAAGGUCAGUUUUUACAAAAAUAGGGGAGUCAGCGCAGGAGGGAUCAGUCAAUCUUAAUAGUAUUGAGAACAGUGGGAAAUAUAACCUUAGAUCAAACUCUUCAUCGAUGCUUGAGCAGAAACAUUUUCUUGCAACAGAUGAUGUUCAAAGGGGAGAAUUUUCAGAUAUUACGGGUGGCAGAGCAUCUGCUAAUCAAUUUGUUGGGAGUGUCAAUGAGUUGACCAGGGGGAAAAAGCAGGGUUCUAGUGUGAACUUGGCUGGAGAUGAUACUGAUUUUGCUGAAGAAGCUGUUAGGAGCUGGUCUGAUACUGGCAUCUCAAAAGGGAAUUCUCACUCCUUGCUAAAGCGCACAACGAGCCAACAUACUGCUACAUCUCAGGCAGUUUCCAUGGAUUUAUCUUCAACUGUUAGGCUGAAGAAGGCAGGCCUUUCAUCUUCUGAUGAGAAUAAGAUGGAAUCAGUAGUCACCUCAGUAGCCAAGGCUAUGGAAGCCUCUGUUCCGAGCAGCAAAGAGACGGGGGCGUAUAGCAUGCAAUCAACCACCACCAAUCUUGAUGCCUCUGGUCAGUCGUUCAGCGAAGCGUUGAAGAGCACAAAGAAGCCGCCCAUGCAGUAUGAUGCCUCGGAAUCUGCAGACGGGGGCCCGGGUGGUAAAGGUGCGAAGAAGAAAACAAAGAAAGGAAAGCAGAUUGACCCUUCUCUUCUUGGCUUCAAAGUCCACAGUAACCGGAUCAUGAUGGGUGAGAUCGUUCGCGAUGAUUAACAUGCAUGGGUUACGCCAUUGUGUGUACAUGCUCACCUCGUUGUAAUUCCACAAAAAUUUUGUACCAUGGCUCCAUUUUUUUGUCCAGAUCUUUUCCUUAGCCUUACUUUACCAAAUUUGUCAGAAGAUGUAGCUGAAAUUAGGGAGGCUUCUUUUUGUAUCGGUGCCCUCAGGUUUACAGGAUAGACAUUUGUACAGAACAGGGAAGACCAUCAAAUGUAACUUUUGUCCAUACUUUUGUUGAUGAUCUAUCAUCAACUGUGCAGAUAUGGAUCAUCACAAUUACUUUUA